CAGUGUUUUUUCACUUUGUGUUACAUUCACUUUCGGGGCUAGCUGCCUGCCUGCCUAAUUCUCUAGCUGCGAGCAAAAUAAAUUGUGCUUCGAACUGACGUUCCCCAAGUCUGAACUGGAGCGCCACUAAUUGUAAACUUCUAAAAGUGUUGUGAGGAAUAAUCAGAUACAAACAAGAAACCAGAAAGAUGAGUGCUUCCGGCGACGGUGAUGCUAAGCAAAUAAUUGUUGAACCAUUCCUUGAUCUUUCUGACGAGUCCAGUAGUGAUGAAGUGGAGCUGACUGGCGGCACGGCAAUCUCACUCAAAGACCCGUGGACAAUGCGCCCAAUGAAAAAUCCACUUCGUAACAAGAUUUGCAACCAUUUCUAUGACAGUGACACGGUCAAUGACUUGAUCAAGCGCAAGGCCCGCGUCCAGUGCCCGGUCUUGGGUUGUGUCAACAAAAACUUCAUCACACGGGCUGACCUGGUGGAGGAUCGCGAUGCCGUUCAGCAGGUUCGCCAGCUUAGCCUCUCUCCAAACCAGAAAUCAGUUACAUGUACAAUUGAUUUAGUGGAUGAUUCUGAUUAAUACCGUGUAAUGCUGUGAAAAUGAAUAAAUUAUAAUUCAUAA
Molecule: messenger RNA, 614 nt
Organism: Drosophila obscura
Lineage: Eukaryota; Metazoa; Arthropoda; Insecta; Diptera; Drosophilidae
Product: E3 SUMO-protein ligase nse2-like
Exons: 3
Coding region: 189-572 (127 amino acids)
Biological process (GO): double-strand break repair via homologous recombination; protein sumoylation
Cellular component (GO): nucleus; Smc5-Smc6 complex
Molecular function (GO): SUMO ligase activity; zinc ion binding
Source: RefSeq, a predicted model, not a curated record